Messenger RNA from Aspergillus heteromorphus CBS 117.55, 1170 nucleotides. Its product is annotated as phenol acid carboxylase. The transcript has a single exon. Lineage: Eukaryota; Fungi; Ascomycota; Eurotiomycetes; Eurotiales; Aspergillaceae. The record is from RefSeq and is a predicted model, not a curated record. Gene Ontology annotation, molecular function: carboxy-lyase activity. The coding region runs from base 226 to 744 and encodes 172 amino acids.
AGUCAAAAGUUUAUCUAUCUAUCGAUCUAUCUACUUGAUGGGGUUGAUUAUCAGCAGAUGAAUUGGUUGGAUUGGUUGAUUGUUUCAUUGUGAUUGGUAUGAUUGUUAAUAUUGUUCUUGUUAUUCGCUUUUCUUUGAUUGAUGAUUGAUGAUUGAUGAUUGAUGAUUGAUUGAUGUCUACCAUCCAAGACAUCCCAGAAAAGAGUCACCAGUAUCGACCAAAAAAUGCCAGUAAUCCCAUCCAUACAAGCCACCCCGUUCAACACCGACAUCCGGGACCGACACCUCCUCUACGACUAUGACGCGAGGAACGCGAACGGCGAGCCCGAGAAAUGGCGGUACGAGAUGUGGUUCUAUAACGAGGACCGGAUCGUAUAUGCCAUCCAUGGCGGGCCGAUGGCCGGGCGCAAGAACUUCCAGACGGCCACCUAUCAAUGCAUUCGGCCGGGGGAGCUGUGGCAGUGCAAUUGGCUCGAGGAGACGGGCACCAUCUGCUCGUUGGUGUACGAUAUUCCGCGGAAGCGCAUCACGACUUUGCUGGGGUUCUCCAAGGGGCAUUGGGAGGACAAUGAGGCAGCGCACGGCGAUAAGCGCAACCCAGACGAUCUGGCGAGGUGGAGAGGGUUGGCUGGCAUCGGGAGGCAGGUGGAUAGGACGCUUCUGAGCGAGCAGGCGGAUAUCGUCGAGGAUUUUCGGGGUCCCGGGGAUUUGGAGCCGAUUGAUAUGAGUUGGCCAACGUUGUAGGUGGCAGAUAAUGUGGAAGUUGCUAUGUCACACAGAGGGCAAGACAGGCUUCGCGUGCUAGGCAUUGAGGUUUCAAUCCAUGUCGUGCUAGAUUGUACGGUGGCCUAUAUCCACCAUGUCGAGUUCAUCAUAUGAUAUCCCCAGUGUUGUCAUGCAAUACUCGCUUCAGUCUCGUCCUUGUCGGCAGAGACCCUUGUGAGAUGGGUUCAGAGCGUGAGCGUGCGAUCGCUUUGAGACGGGGUGCAAGACGUUGUAACGGCACGAUCAGCCACUUCAUUCCAUGCUGGUUCGCUUGGUUCAGCAUCACGAUGAGUUGGCUUCCGGCAGCAUGGAGCAUUCUCGUGUCCAGUUGCGGCAUCACGGCACAGCUUUCGUGCCCUAAUCGUCUGCUCGCAUUAUCAGGCUAUUCGGCCCAGACUGCUACAG